UUAUAUAUUAUCAGUAAUCAACGGCGGCGGGCGUCACUAUGUUUUUGACCGCCGCCUCUGUCGCCGGUUAGUUCUCGCCGUUUUGUGUGAUCUGGGAUUGAAACACGCAAAAUGUUGGAGAACGAAACAAGGGACGCAGAGAAUCAAAAUUCCGCAGAAGAUCCUAUAACAAGGGCUAUAGGAGCCAUCGGCAAAUGGCAGAUAUGGAUCUGUUUUAUAGUAUUCCUCGUAAAGUUUCCCGUAGCCUGGCAUCAAAUGAGCAUAAUAUUCCUGGCUCCGCCGAUGAACUACACGUGUUCAACAAAUGACGAAUAUGACAAUCAUUGUUCAGCAAACUGUACCGAGUACAAGUUCGACCACUCUGUAUUCGGAGACACAAUCGUGUCCCAGUGGAGCCUUGUGUGCAGCAAAGAGUGGCUGAAAAACGCAACACAAACUAUUUUCAUGCUUGGUAUCCUCGUUGGGAAUAUGGUGUUUGGUCACUUGUCGGACAGGUUUGGGAGGCGCUUACCGUUCUUGGCGGCAGUAUUCCUCCAACUAAUAUCGGGAGUAACAACUGCAUAUUCAGUCAACUGGCACAUGUUCACAAGUCUUCGAUUCUUUCUAGCUGUGGCCACUGGAGGCACUAUGGUCACUAGCUUCGUCCUCACCAUGGAACUUAUUGGCACUAAAUACAGGGACGCCGUUGGCAUCCUAUAUCAAAUCCCAUUCAACCUCGGCCAUUUGUCUUUACCACUGUUUGGUUACUUCCUGCGGGAUUGGAACCACUUCCAACUUGCUAUUUCUUUGCCAUCAGUAUUAUUCCUGAGCUAUUAUUAUCUACUCCCGGAAUCGCCAAGAUGGUUGCUAACUGCUGGACGGGACGAAGAAGCUCUGAAGAUUCUGGAAACUGCAGCAAAAAGGAACGGACGCCCAACAGAAGGAAUAUCGUCAUAUACCCAGAAGAUGGCCGUGGAAGUAAAAAGCAAUCCAAAUAAAGAGCGUGCAUCUUUUAUAGCACUAUUCCGUACUCCAAAGCUUCGCGCUAGAACAUUAGCCAUUUGUUUCAAUUGGUUUGUGUGUGGAUUCUGCUUCUUUGGAGUAUCGCAGUAUAUUGGACACGUUUCUGGAAAUAUAUUCAGUAAUGUCGCCAUUUCUGCAGCAAUAUUGGUACCCGGAACCCUCAUAUCCAUCUACGCCAACAAAAUCCUCGGCCGCAAGAUCACUCUCAUAAGCUCCAAUUGUGUGACUGGUCUCAGUUGCUUGCUCAUUACAGUUGUCCCUCAAUCAGAGGCCAGUUAUCUCAUUCUGGGUUGUGCUGGUCUUUGGGGUAUGAGUAUAUCCUUUGCCACAGUAUAUUUAUAUGCUGGAGAGUUAUUCCCCACAGUUGUUAGGAACUCUGGUGUCGGUUUGUCCUCUACUGUUGCUAGAAUAGGGUCUAUGGUCGCCCCCUUCGUAGCUACUUUGGGGCACCGUAGCUCAUGGUUGCCGCCUAUAUUGUUCGGUAUCACGCCACUAGUGGGCGCUUGUCUUUGCUUAAUUCUACCUGAUACGAGAGGAAAGAAACUUCCGGACACAUUGGAAGAAGGGGAAGAGUAAAGAUCUCAUAACUGCCUCAAGAUUAUUUUAUUUAUAUAUAGUAUUCCCAGCACUCUGGAUUGUUUAAUUGUAGAAAUAUUUUGUAAUGUUUAGUCUUUAAUUGAUAAGUGUAAUUGUUGGAAUUGUGUUAAUGAAUCGUUUGUGUAGGCUGUGAUUAUGAAUCUUUAUACUAUAAUUUUACUAUUAAAUAUGAGUAUGAAUAUGA
This is a messenger RNA of Zerene cesonia (dogface butterfly), 1783 nucleotides long. RefSeq names its product organic cation transporter protein-like. Gene Ontology annotation, biological process: transmembrane transport. Lineage: Eukaryota; Metazoa; Arthropoda; Insecta; Lepidoptera; Pieridae. The record is from RefSeq and is a predicted model, not a curated record. The coding region runs from base 112 to 1578 and encodes 488 amino acids. The transcript has 5 exons. Gene Ontology annotation, cellular component: membrane. Gene Ontology annotation, molecular function: transmembrane transporter activity.